AUGCUGUUAAUAACAAAGACUGUACUAUCCUUCGCGUUGGUAGUCGCCAAUCCUGUUGCCGCGGUGUGGCCGAUUCCGCAGAACAUCAGCACGGGCGACACGACGCUCUUGAUCAAUGAGAACAUUGCUGUCACCUACAAUGGUGUAUCUCUCACAUACACGCAUGGAUACGAGGCAUCCGACAUCCAGAACAGCGAAAACAUAGUACAGGGUGGUGUCUCGCGGGCGCUUGACGCAAUCUUCCAAACCGGUCUCGUUCCGUGGAAGCUGCACCCCAAGAACAGCCUCUCUAGCUUCGAGCCCGAUUUGAAAACGAGCAGCAGUCUGGCGUCGGUACACUCGCUAGUUAUCAAGCAGACGACCCUGGACACGACCAACACGACAAAGGCCAAGGCUGGCACGGUGGAUGAGUCGUACGGCCUGACAGUCAGCGUGGACGGGGUGGCCAGCUUGACGGCCACGACAUCGGUUGGCGUUCUGCGGGGUCUGGCGACGUUUGAGCAGCUUUUUUAUGCGCACACGUCGGGCACGGCGUGGUACACGCCGCUGGCACCAGUUGUGAUCAAGGAUGCGCCCAAGUAUAAGCACCGAGGAGUGAUGCUAGACGUGGCACGCAACUGGUACGAACUGACCCACAUCUACCGGACAAUCGACGCGGUGGCCUGGAACAAGAUGAACCGGCUGCACCUGCACAUGACGGACUCGCAGUCCUGGCCGCUGGAGAUCCCGACAAUGCCAGAAAUAGCAGCGAAGGGGGCAUACCGGUCUGACCUGACGUACACAUCGGAUGACCUGAAAGCUCUGCAGCGGUACGCAGUAGCGCGUGGCGUGGACUUGGUGGUGGAGAUCGACAUGCCGGGCCACAUCGGCUCGCUGGCAUUGUCACACCCCGAGCUGAUUGUGGCGUACGACGCGUUUCCCUACUUCUGGUGGUGCGCAGAGCCUCCAUGUGGGGCGUUCAAGCUCAACGACACGGCGGUAGAUGCAUUUGUGGAAAAGCUUCUCGACGACGUACUGCCACGUGUAGCGCCGUACUCGGCGUACUUCCAUACGGGUGGCGACGAGCUCAACGCCAACGACUCACGGCUCGACCCGGGCGUGGGAACGGAUUCGAAGGCGGUGCUGCAGCCGCUUCUCCAGCGCUUCAUCGACGCCAACCACAAACGGGUACGGGCAGAAGGCCUUGUGCCGAUUGUGUGGGAGGAGAUCCCGUUGACCUGGAAUGUGACGGUGGGUAAGGACACGGGGGUGCAGACGUGGCUGGGUGCCAGCUCGAUCAAGGAAAUGACCGGCCGCGGACUGCAGGUGGUGGACAGCAACUACAACUUCUAUUAUCUCGACUGCGGGCGUGGACAGUGGCUGAACUGGGACAACGGGUUGGCGUACGCGGCCGGCUACCCAUUUGGCGACUGGUGCAGUCCGCACAAAAACUGGCGGCUGGUGUACUCGUACGACCCGGUGACGUCAGCCGGGCUGACGGCGGAGGAGGCGGCGCUGGUGGCAGGCGGCGAAGUGGCGGUGUGGAGCGAGGCGGCUGACGGAACGAACCUGGACGGGCUGCUAUGGCCACGGGGAAGCGCCGCUGCAGAGGCGCUGUGGUCGGGCAACACGGAUCCGGCGACAGGGCAGAACCGCAGCCAGCUGACGGUGACGCCACGGCUGGCCGAGUGGCGUGAGCGCAUGGUAGCCCAUGGCGUUAUGGCAGAACCGGUGCAGAUGGUGUGGUGCACACAGGCAAACAACUCGACCGAGUGCUCGCAGCCAACAGGACCGGGAUACUAA
Messenger RNA from Grosmannia clavigera kw1407, 1782 nucleotides. Its product is annotated as beta-hexosaminidase beta chain precursor. Gene Ontology annotation, molecular function: beta-N-acetylhexosaminidase activity. Gene Ontology annotation, biological process: carbohydrate metabolic process; glycosaminoglycan metabolic process. Gene Ontology annotation, cellular component: membrane. The coding region runs from base 1 to 1782 and encodes 593 amino acids. NCBI's taxonomy places the organism in Eukaryota, Fungi, Ascomycota, Sordariomycetes, Ophiostomatales, Ophiostomataceae. The record is from RefSeq and is a predicted model, not a curated record. The transcript is spliced from 2 exons.